UUGGUAAAGGCUAUGAUUGGAUAAACACUAGCCCAUUAUGCAAUGACUCAAAGGUAUCGCGAAAAGAAAAAUUAUUUUUUUUGUUCCGCUAAAAAGAAAAAACUCCACACGUUUUCUUUUUUUUUGUUCCCCCUUCAUUUUCAUUCAUUACUACAAUAAUGGUCAGCGUUGGUAUUGUUGGUGUCGGUCUCGUCGGCUCUGAAUUAUUGGCUCAAUUGCACGCGACAAGCGCCAAGCGCUUAAACAUUGUCGGUCUGACCAAUUCGCGCAACAUGGUGGUCUCGGACACCGAGUACAAGCCCCUGUCGUUGACACAGUGGAAGCAAGACCUUGAAACCAGCGGCGUGCAAGCCGACCUGGGCGUGUUUGCAAAGUACUUGGCCGAUUCACCCGACCAUGCCGUCAUUGUCGACUGCACUGCCUCGGACGCCGUGUCACAGCUGUACCCUGAAUGGCUCAAGGCCGGCGUCAGCGUUGUGACACCCAACAAAAAGGGCUUCUCCGGCUCGCUUGAACUCUACAAGCAGAUCGUCUCGUUGGCUGCCAACUUGGGUCCAUCGGAUGGCGCCAAGACGCCUCUGGCUUAUCACGAAUCCACCGUGGGCGCUGGUUUGCCCGUCUUGUCGACCUUGUCGGAUCUGGUCAAGACCGGUGACAGCAUUGAAAAGAUCGAAGGUAUCUUUUCCGGCACGUUGAGCUACUUGUUCAACAACUUUUCGUCGCUUUCGUCAGAAGGAAAAAGUCAGUCGUUUUCCGAAAUCGUCAAGGUGGCCAAGGAAUUGGGCUACACCGAACCUGAUCCGCGUGAUGAUUUGAACGGUAUGGACGUUGCACGCAAGGUCACGAUCUGUGGUCGUUUGGCCGGUCUGGAUCUCGAUCUGUCGACGCUGUCUGUUGAAAACAUUGUCCCUGGUCCUCUGCAGUCGGUUGCAUCUGCUGACGAGUUCAUGGCCAAGUUGCCCGAGUUUGAUGGCCACUUUAAGCAGUUGAACGAGGAGGCCAAGAAGGAAGGCCAGGUCCUGCGUUAUGUCGGUCUCGUCGAUGUCAAGGGUGGAAACAGUGGCGUCAAGUUGAUCAAAUAUCCUGCCUCGCAUCCGUUUGCAUCCCUUCAGGGCAGCGACAACAUCAUCAAGUUCACGACAAAGUACUUCCCUAACGGCUUGAUCAUUCAGGGCGCUGGCGCUGGUUCUGCCGUCACUUCGUUUGGCAUCUACUCGGACUUGUUGAAGAUUCAGGAACGUGUCGAAGGCUUUUAAAUCAUCCGCUUUUGAUGUGUGGAAUCACAACGAUUUGUAUUA
Molecule: messenger RNA, 1298 nt
Organism: Zychaea mexicana
Lineage: Eukaryota; Fungi; Mucoromycota; Mucoromycetes; Mucorales; Lichtheimiaceae
Exons: 2
Coding region: 159-1256 (365 amino acids)
Biological process (GO): aspartate family amino acid biosynthetic process; L-homoserine biosynthetic process
Molecular function (GO): aspartate kinase activity; homoserine dehydrogenase activity; NADP binding
Source: RefSeq, a predicted model, not a curated record